Molecule: messenger RNA, 5191 nt
Organism: Hemibagrus wyckioides
Lineage: Eukaryota; Metazoa; Chordata; Actinopteri; Siluriformes; Bagridae
Gene: arhgap45b
Product: Rho GTPase activating protein 45b
Exons: 23
Coding region: 170-3586 (1138 amino acids)
Biological process (GO): activation of GTPase activity; signal transduction
Cellular component (GO): membrane
Molecular function (GO): GTPase activator activity
Source: RefSeq, a predicted model, not a curated record
ACGUGUGAUAAGAGCAGCACUCUGAGACAGUGCACGCGCAGCGCAAACUCGGAUGCACCAGCAUCAUUAAUAAGGUUAAGAGCUCUGAAAUGGGGGAUUGAGCGGGUGGGUUGGGAUUACUGGGCUGUAACAGAAAUUAGUAAAGGUCAAAGCCGGCACAGAAUGAAAAAUGUUCACCAAAAAGAGAAGAGAGCUGAUAAAAACGCACUCCGUGUCAAAGAAGAGCAGGACCGGAAACUCGUCUUCUCACGGUUCGCCAGCACUGUCUAUUCUCCAGGAGCAGCCUCGGAAAGAUGGCUCGGAUGCUAGUUCUUCCUCUUCAUCUGCGUCCUUCUCCGCCGCUGCAAGUCUUUGUUCAACCGCUGUGGAAGGCCAGAGCUGCCCGGGUACUCCGUGUGCCCCACAUGGAAAACUGGUGGGUUGUCCGUCACCGGCAGGCACACUGAAGAGGCCUACAGCUCUGAGUCGCAAUGCCAGCGCUGCGGGCUUCCCGAUCCAGUCCUGGGUGUUCAGUAAGGGCCAAGGCCGGGCUGCUAUCGCCCAUAGCCCUCAGAGCGAGGCAGUGGAAAUGCCGGCAGUUAUCGAGGUCGAGGACAUUCCCCCACUGCUGCGUGCUGUAGCUCGUUUUGCUGAGGCGGUGGAGAAACUCAAAGAUGUAGUUCUGGAAGACAAACAGGAGAACCGCCGUCCAUUGGCCCACGAGUGUCUGGGCGAGGUGCUGCGGAUCCUGCGUCAAAUCAUCAACAUGUACCCGCUCCUCAACACGGUGGAGACUCUCACCGCUGCCGGGAAGCUCAUCUCCCAGGUCAAAGGCUUUCAUUAUGAAGUCUGCAAUGAAACAGAUAAAAAGGACUUUGAGAAAGCCAUCGAGACCAUUGCAGUAGCUUUCAGCAACAAUGUCUCGGAGCUGUUAAUGGGAGAGGUUGACAGCAGCACUCUUUUAUCAGUACUGCCCACGGAGAAGAGCAAGUCUAUGGAGAACUUGUACAGAAUCUCUGGUAUGGAGACUUCACACGACUCUACUGAAUUAGUGAUGAGAGCUGAGGAGGUCGACAUCCUUCUGCAGCGUAGUGAAGGUGGAGUUGACUCUGCACUGACCUAUGCUAAGUCCAUCUCCAAGUACAUAAAGGACCUGAUUGGCUAUGUGGAGAAACGCAUCUCUUUUGAGGUGGAGUUUUCCAAAGGCCUCCAAAGGCUUUAUCAGGCAUGCAAACAAACAAUCACACAGCCACACAUGCCUUUCUUCUCAAUAUAUUCCCUGGCAUUGGAGCAGGACCUGGAGCAGAGUUCAGGAAUACAUCAGGCUGCAAACACCCUGUACAACCAGACCUUCAUACAGCCUUUGAUGCAGCGAAAGCAGGAGCAUGAGAAGAAACGAAAAGAGCUGAAAGAACAGUGGCUCAAAGCAAAGAGAAAGCUGUUGGAGUCCGAGGCUAACUUGCGGCGGGCUAAGCAGGUCUACAUCGCCCGCUGUGAGGAAUAUGAGAAGGCCAAGAUGGCAGCUAGCAGAGCAGAGGAGGAGGGCAGCAGCUCCACUGCCAAAGCAGUGGAUAAGAAAAAGCGACUAGAGGAGGAGGCUCGUAAUAAGGCUGAAGAAGCGGAGGCCACAUACCGCGUGUGUGUUGCUGACGCCACACAGCAGCAGCAGGAGCUGGAGCACACAAAGGUUACAGUGUUGAGACAGAUCCAGGAGGUCAUCAAGCAGAGUGACCAGACCCUCCGCUCUGCCACUAUUUCCUACUAUCAGAUCAUGCACAUGCAGACAGUGGGGCUGCCUGUGCACUACCAGACGCUGUGUGAGAGCAGUAAGCUGUACGAUCCAGGACAGCAGUACGCCACCCAUGUCAAAGAGCUGCAAAUGAGCGAGGAACCGGAGGUCCAUUACACCUUCGAGCCCUACUGUGCCUCCAGCAGCCAGCCGGCAGCCAGAGUGCGCAGUGACAGCGCCAACACAGAGGCACACACGAGCAGCUCUGAAGGGACCGUCACAGCCGGAGAGACGGCCGAUCCUGCUCAUAAAGAGGAGCAGAGGAAAGCACGUGGUCACAUGACUCACAAAUUGUGGGGCUCCACAGUGAGUGACACAGACAGCGUUGUCGGAGGAAAUGACCUUGGGUCCCCUACUAACAGUGCAGGUGACAUCAGUAAAAUCGCCAGAACAUCGUCCACAGGAACCAUUUCAUCAAACGAGGACACUGAUGAAAAAGAUGGGGCCAUGGCCAACUUUGAACCUUCUAAUAUUAAUGGCAUCGAGCCUGAAAUCGUGGUGCCGACUGGGCCGUUUAAAAGCGUGGGCCUAUCCAAAGCUGCACAAACCCACCGCCUGCGUAAACUUCGCUCUCCAGCAAAAUGCCGGCAAUGUGACAGUUAUGUGUACUUCCAGGGAGCAGAAUGUGAGGAGUGUUUCCUGGCUUGCCAUAAACGCUGUUUGGAGACUCUGGCAAUCCAGUGUGGACAUAAGAAACUGCAGGGCCGCCUCCAGCUCUUUGGACAGGAGUUUUCUCAGGUGUCCAACAGCAGCUCUGACGGAAUUCCUUUCAUCAUCAAAAAGUGCACAUGUGAGAUUGAAAGGAGAGCGCUUAGGAUGAAGGGAAUUUACCGUGUGAACGGGGUGAAAACCAGGGUGGAGAAAUUGUGCCAGGCUUUUGAAAAUGGCAAGGAGCUUGUGGAGCUGUCUCAAUCCUCUCCACAUGACAUCAGCAACGUGCUCAAGCUCUACUUGAGACAGCUUCCAGAGCCCAUCAUGCCUUUCCGCCUGUAUAACAGUCUAAUGGGCCUGGCAAAGGAAAGCCUGGCCUUGGUGGGACCUGAGGGGGCAGAGGCUGGGAAAGGACCUGAUCUAGUUGAUCUGGGCCCAGAGACAGACCCUGAACUUCUGAAACUGGUACACAAACUAAAGGAGCUCCUCACUGAGCUGCCCAAAGCGAGCAUGACCACACUGCGCUACAUAGCACGCCAUCUCCGCAGGAUUGCUGAGCUGGAAGAGGACAAUAAGAUGAGCCCCAGUAAUCUGGGCAUUGUGUUUGGGCCAUCACUGAUGCGGCCCCGGCCUUCAGGGGCCACAGUGUCCCUAUCUUCUCUGGUGGAUUACCCUUAUCAGGCCCGCAUUGUGGAAACACUCAUUGUGUUUUACUCCACUGUCUUCCCUUCCGAGUCAAAUCGCACAAGCAGUGUCUGUACAGUCCAUUUACCAUCACUGCAGCAGGACAGCAGUAUCGACGGGGAGGACUCGGGUACAAAUGAUGAUGAAGCAGAUCGCACUGAAGAACACGGAGGAACCGAGGCAGACAAGACAAAUGAGGAACUAGAGGGCUCCAUAGGCACACUGGGAUCCAUGGAGCCGAGUCUUGAUUCUGACUCAGAGCUGGAGGAGGAAGGAGGUGGGACUGAAGAACAGCCACUCUCCCCUGUCAGUAAUGAGGAUCCUGAAGUAACCCCUCCCACAGCAGAGGUCCAGAAUCACUCAGGUUCAGACAGCGAACCUCCUGCAUUGCCUGAGAGUGAGCCUCCUGAACUCGAGAGUCCAGACGAACUACCAACGAGCUCAUUCGCACAGCUCAACAUCAACCAGCCUGACAAUAAUUAGCCACAGUGUUAAUCAGCAGGAGACAGUGUCUGGGUAUAAGACUAAGCUCUUGAUUUAAAGAGACUUGUUUCCACUGCAGGGACCUUUUUUUCAGGAACUCGGGAACUUUAAGCAUGUUUCCACCGCCUUAGUGUCAGUAAUCUGCUUCCGAGUCUGUACUUUUCUGCAGACCAGGAACUUUACAAGAUGUCUGAUAUUAUUACAGCUUAAUAUUAUUACAGUUUAGCUAACAAGCUUGUUUUAUACCAGAUGCAAUGCAGGACGACAGGCACAUUUCCUUAAUGCUUUGUUUUCACACAUCUGGCAAGUCCAAAAUAUCGUGGCUUCUUUGUAGUUACAAAACAGGCUUGAAAUUGAAAUUGCACUUUGUGCCUGCUUUACUGCUGCUGGUUUGAAACUCUAAUAUUAAUCCUGCAUUCACACUGGCAGUGAGGCGGCAUGACAAAACAGCAUGAAGCUGAUUUACCGUGACAGGAAAUGAAGCAGUUCUAACACAAUGCAAGAAGGUGAUCAACAUGAAAAUGGAUAUAAAAUUUUUUAAAAGCAAAUCAGAAGCAAAAAUAAUGUGUGUAAGAAAUUGUGGCACACCCUCAAACCAAACCUUUAUCCUGUGUGCCUACAGCCUUGUGUUUGAUGCACCAACAUAAAGAAAAAUCCACCCUAUCUGUAUGUUUAGUGAUUCCGGUGCUUAUCUGUUGGCUGGGGCUCUGAUGGUGUUUCAUAAGCAAAACAUAGAACAAUCUCAAACACAGCGAUACCAAAGUAUUUUUUCUCAUUAUGCCACAUAUUUGCCAUUAUCUGCCAAUAAUGAAAGCAAGGCAGCGAUAUGACACUGAGUUACAGCUGAGACUCAACUCAACUAGUUAGUGGUCUACAAGAUAACAAGAACAAUAGUGUUCCCAGAGCUGAUGUAUGUAUGAACAGAGUGCACCAGUAAACAAGAAGAAUGAGCUGGACAGACUAACACAAUGCUGCAUCACUCUGUUUAAAUAGAGAUGAAGCAAGGGCUAAUUCCCCCUAGCCCCAUUAUCUGCAGGUAGUUGCUCAGCAGUUGUGCAAAUGUAGGAAAUAGUGAUUAUUUGGAUUAUAAAUAAUGAUAUGCAAAUGAUUCAGGGUGGAUUUUUGUACUGUCAGAGAAACAAACAUUAAGGUUCGUUCUGCUACUAGUAGACACAGCAUGCAUGAUAUUCUUACUCAACUGUUUCCCUUCAUCGUUUUUAUUUUAAUUGUUAAUUAUUUUAGUUAAAUUGACCUUAUGGUUUGUUCAGCUUAUGUUUCAGAGCUGGGUAUGUAGUUUGUGCUGUCAGACUGUGCCAGAUAGAUGGUAUCAGGAAACCUAUCAGUAACCAACAUAGCUACAUGACGCUAAAAUCUUGCUGCCAGUAUGAAUGCGGUGUAAAUAUUUAAUAGUUUAGUUGAAAAGUCUUUACCGUGGUAUAUCAUUUGCUCUUGUUGUUAACAGUCAUGGUCCUGCACUGAGCCAGAAGCGUACUUUUUCAGAAGCAGGCCCUGGAUGCGCUGGAUGAAAACGUGCCUAAGCUGGGCCAAAUUAUAUGGGUUCAUUUUUCUUUUUCCACGGAAAUAGUGCAGUGUUAAGAUAAUAAA